Molecule: messenger RNA, 16659 nt
Organism: Pelobates cultripes (western spadefoot toad)
Lineage: Eukaryota; Metazoa; Chordata; Amphibia; Anura; Pelobatidae
Source: the annotation of a GenBank genome assembly
CACCGUGUGGGGCUAUAAAAGGUGUUUACAGAUCAGUCAAAUACUCAGACAGGGAGUAUUCAAUAAACUGAGAAUUGUAUUCCUCAGCUUUUUUUUUUGCUUCAGCUAUUUUGUCUGAAUUUUGCAAAUCUGAAGUUUAUUUUCCACACCCGUCGCUUUGGUGAAUAGCUACAAUUGGCAGAUUAUCCAGGUAGAAUCAGGAGAGGUGGAUCAUAUUUCGCAGAGAAUCAGUGUCUUUCUUUAUCAGUCGUCCACGUGAGCCAUCGCUGACAGGCUGCUCAGUUCCUGUGUUUGGGAAUAAAGUGACAGAAAAGGUUAUUUCUAGUUAAACCCUUUCCCACAAUUGUUAAAGGCUACCCGGGGGCGGACCUGAAAUGUAAUAUCAAUGGUCGGUGAAAACAGGAAACUGCAGUGAAGGUACGGAAGGGAAGGGGGACAGGAGGGGGUAGAAUGGAGAGAAAUGGGGAGAUAUUCAGUAAAUCACUAAAUACAGAGAAUUGGCAAGGGAAUUGCAUAUUUGAGUGAAUAAACCCUAGUUACGGUGCUAUGUUGUCUAAAGAGUGACGAGAAUUGAGAAAAAAGAGGGGGAGAUUAAAAGGAAAUGUAGAAACAAAAAAAAUAUAUAUUUCACAAUGUUUACUUACCUACAUUUCCAAAUAAGUGAGUAAAACGCAGCCAUUGCAACAGGAUACAAUCAUGUAUAACCAUGCUGUGCGAUGUAGAAUAAAAAGAGACCAUGUGAUAUUUUAUUUAUGUAACCAGUGUCUGUCCUUCUCUGGCUGAACUCCCUCAGAUACAGGAAAUCUCAGGGUUUUACUUACUAAACGGUGAGUUGUGUUGAGAUGACUGUUGACUUUCAUUGAACAAGGUAAAACAACAAUGAAGAAAGUUACAAAAAACAUGCAUGUCUCACUGAUAGUAAAUAAAAUCCUGUCUGUAUACAGGAACAAAGCUUCUACAGAGAAAUACAGGUUUCAUGCCGCAACAAUGUUUCUCUAAAAAUUCCAAACUAUUAACAAAUUAAUUAACAUUUAAACAUUUAAUUAACAAUAAAAAAACUUAUUAACAUUAACAUAAUAUUUGCAACUGUCACUUCUCUGGAAUAUCUGCCAUUGAAAAAAAUCAUUGAAAAUCACCUUAAACUUGUGGUAAUCUUUUUUCAUGCGAUGCUCUGGUUUCUUUUAAACUUAUGUUAAAGUAUUCAUGGUAGGGUGUGGAACUGCACUCUGUUCCUUUAAGUAGUAUGUAGCUGGGUGAAACUCUGACAGUCUCAGUAACAGAGACCAAAUGCUGAGUAACAAAAUAGAAGAAAGGUCCAGGCACUCCAACGUACAAACCAGGCAAUUUUAUUGAACCCAUUUCUUCUUGAUGGAGUGGGUUCAAAAAAAUUGCCUGGUUUGUACCUUGGAGUGCCUGGACCAUUCUUCUAUUUUGUUACAACGAUUUACAAAGUGACAUCAUAACUAAGUUUAAACAAGGCACAGCCAGGGCACACAAUGCAAAGGAAAAGGAGAAAUAGACACAUUGUUCAAUUUCUCCUCCUCUCUGUAUUCUCUCCUAAUGCUGACUGCCAGGUGUAAAGGGCGGAGUUUAUAAAAAUGACUGACAGGGAGCUAAGAUGGAGGCGGCUCUCUCUAUACUGACUGCCAGGUGUAAUGGGCGGAGCUUAUAACAGUGAUUGACAGGGAGCUAAGAUGAAGGUGGCUCUCUCUAUGCUGACUGCCAGGUGUAAAGGGCAGAGCUUAUAACAAUGAUUGACAGGGAGCUAAGAUUGAGGUGGGUCUCUCUAUACUGACUGCCAGGUGUAAAGGGCGGAACUUAGAACAAUGAUUGACAGGGAGCUAAGAUGGAGACGGUUCUCUCUAUGCUGACUGCCAGGUGUAAAGGGCGGAGCUUAAAGGGCAGAGCUUAUAACAAUGAUUGACAGGGAGCUAAGAUGAAGGUGGCUCUCUCUAUGCUGACUGCCAGGUGUAAAGGGCAGAGCUUAUAACAAUGAUUGACAGGGAGCUAAGAUUGAGGUGGGUCUCUCUAUACUGACUGCCAGGUGUAAAGGGCGGAGCUUAUAACAAUGAUUGACAGGGAGCUAAGAUGGAGGCGGCUCUCUCUAUACUGACUGCCAGGUGUAAAGGGCGGAGCUUAUAACAAUGAUUGACAGGGAGCUAAGAUGGAGGCGGCUCUCUCUAUACUGACUGCCAGGUGUAAAGGGCGGAGCUUAUAACAAUGAUUGACAGGGAGCUAAGAUGGAGGUGGUUCUCUCUAUACUGACUGCCAGGUGUAAAGGGCGGAGCUUAUAACAAUGAUUGACAGGGAGCUAAGAUGGAGGCGGCUCUCUCUAUACUGACUGCCAGGUGUAAAGGGCGGAGCUUAUAACAAUGAUUGACAGGGAGCUAAGAUGGAGGCGUCUCUCUCUAUACUGACUGCCAGGUAUAAAGGGUGGAGCUUAUAACAAUGAUUGACAGGGAGCUAAGAUGGAGGCGGCUCUCUCUAUACUGACUGCCAGGUAUAAAGGGCGGAGCUUAUAACAAUGAUUGACAGGGAGCUAAGAUGGAGGCGGCUCUCUCUAUACUGACUGCCAGGUAUAAAGGGCGGAGCUUAUAACAAUGAUUGACAGGGAGCUAAGAUGGAGGCGGCUCUCUCUAUACUGACUGCCAGGUAUAAAGGGCGGAGCUUAUAACAAUGAUUGACAGGGAGCCAAGAUGGAGGCACCCAGUUUCAGGAAAAAGAGGUGUGGAAUUCUACAUUUAAUGUUAUCCUCACAGAUAUGUAGUUGUUAAAUAUAGGGAUAAGCAAAUAAAAUAUUAAAAUUACUGGGAAGUGAAAUUUCAUCUUUAAAGAAAUAUUUAUAAAAGAUUAAGAAAAAAAUGAAUAGAAUUUCCUUCUAAGCAAUGAAUUUAAGAUUAGCUAUAAUUAUAAUGUGAAGAACUGACAUUUUAUGAGCAUGUAAGUGGCCAUCUUGGAAUCUUACAUAUGUGUUCAAAAAUGCAAUAAUGGUCAGUAAUUCAAAUAAUAAAAAAAUAAUGUUACUGUUAAAGGACCACUAUAGGCACCCAGACCACUUCAGCUUAAUGAAGUGGUCUGGGUGCCAGGUCCCUCUAGGAUUAACCCUUUCUUCUAUAAACAUAGCAGUUUCAUAGAAACUAUGUUUAUAAAUGGGUUAAUCCAGCCUCUAGUGGCGGUCUCAUUGACAGCCGCUAGAGGGCUUCCGCGCUUCUCACUGUGAUUUUCACAGUGAGAAGACGCUAGCAUCCAUAGGAAAGCAUUGAGAAUGCUUUCCUAUGAGACUGGCUGAAUGCACGCGCAGCUCUUGCCGCGCAUGCGCAUUCAGCCGAGGAGGAGGAGAGGAGGAGGAGAGUCCCCCUCCCGGCGCUGGAGAAAGAGGUAAGUUUAACCCCUUCCUCUCCAUCCAGCCCUACGGGAGGGGGACUCUCCUCCUCCUCUCCGCCUCCUCUCCUCCUCCUCGGCUGAAUGCGCAUUCAGCCAGUCUCAUAGGAAAGCAUUCUCAAUGCUUUCCUAUGGACGCAAGCGUCUUCUCACUGUGAAAAUCACAGUGAGAAGCGCGGAAGCCCUCUAGCGGCUGUCAAUGAGACCGCCACUAGAGGCUGGAUUAACCCAUUUAUAAACAUAGUUUCCCUCAGGGCGCUAUAGUGCCAGGAAAAAGAGUUAAUAAAACGUUGGUUUAUUAACUGUGUAUCCCUGUGCCCAACAAGGUCCACCUGGGUGUCACCCUUGUUGGGAAACUUGCAUAAAAGGCCAGUGUGCCUCCAUUAAAAUUCAGUUCCUGGUUUACCCUCAACAUAGAGUCUCAUCUCAUGUGUGGGGCAAAAGACUAUAUCACUAUACUCCCCUGGGAUUAUAAUCAUUAGCUCUUUUAAGAGCUGUUCCUGCUACGCUCUCUGGAGUAGGAGAGGUUCUCCCACUGGAAGCUGGAUCCUGGUCUUGGGUCCAGGAUGGGUGGAGGAUGGCGAGUUCCCAGCCAAGCUGUAACGCUGGACGUGGGGACUGCGGUGUUGAUGUCGGGUGAGUGCUUGGAGUCCUCAGUGAGCACUAGGAGCAUCGACUGAUGGAGGUACCCGGUCGGGGUGCCAGGUAGUCCAUCACAGUGUACUAAUGACAGUGACAUGUUUAAUGGUCAGUCUUUCCCAGGGUCACAGUGUACUAAUGACAGUGACAUUUGUAAUGGUCAGUCCCUCCCAGGAUCACAGUGUACUAAUGACAGUGACAUGUUUAAAUAGGGAAAUUUAAGUUAAACUCUUAUAGAACCAAAUGAGUUAAUUAAAUUAAAUAUUUAAAUGGAAAAUAGUAUAUAAGCCAUAUGUUAUCUAUAAUUUUCUCUUAGCUUCUCUGACUUCGUCUCAUCAUCGAACAUGGAUUUUGGAGUGGGGGUAACACUGUUUCUGGUUUUCUGUACCACCUGCCUUAUUUAUCUAGUUACCUGGAUAAGAAACAGUAAGAAAAAGGGGAUGCCCCCUGGACCGACCUCUCUUCCUCUCAUUGGGAACCUCCUACAGCUAAAUUUAGAAGAACUACCUGAGCAGUUCACACAGGUGAUUAUAGCCAUAAAUUGCUCAUUAUUGCUUUAUUAUACAUGGGGCUAGAAUAUCUCUCAGAUUCUUUGCACCAUCACACUAUCUGCUUGUUGGUGAAUUCAUAGUAUGGAAAUGUUUAACAAGCAGCAAAUCACUAACGUUAAUCACUAAAGUUCAAAUUCAAAAUUUAAUUUCAAAUUCAAAGUUAACACAGCUGACCUGUAACAAUUCAUUAACUCAGCUGUGCUUGCAGCUAGUUGGUCCUUAAAUUUGAGAUUCACUUUGAUUGAGGGUUCAAAGCAGAUCUGGGUUUUGAAUGUAGAAUAAAGACUUUUUUUUCCAGAAGUGAAGACUAUGUCCACAAUCUAUAUGCAGAUCUUAGGUUUGAUUAGAAUAAAAUAACGUAAAAUGUGGACACAUUUCAAGUACUUAAAGUAUUCAAGAACCAAUUUUAUCAAUAGAUUUGAUAAAUUACUAUGUUUCUUUCAAACAAGUGUUUUUUCUCUUAAUCUUAAAAAUUAGUUUUAAGCUACGUUAAAAGACAAAAAUGAGUCCAAGAACUUUCUCUGUGUCUCUCCAUGUUUUGUAAUAAAAAUUGGAAUUCAAUAUAACACAUAUUUAUUGGGCUAUUACUGUAAAAGUAAAUGUAUUACUGGGAGCUGACUGAUAACAUCCCCAAACUGUUGUUUUUAGUUUUGUACUAUCUAUCUAUCUAUCUAUCUAUCUAUCUAUCUAUCUAUCUAUCUAUAUAUAUAUAUGUUUAAAAUCCACUAAGGAUUAUUUGAUCCCUAUAACCCAUAUAACUUACACAUUGGAAACAUUGAAGCACAAACUUUAAUAAAACAUAAAAAAAAUAUAAAAAAAAUAUGAAUUUGAGACAUCUUCAAGAAAACAAGACAUUUGUAACUAUGAUUUAGGGUACAUUUAUCAUGUUUUCAUACUAAAUAAGAUGAACAUAACAACAUUGUAGCAGGACCCUCUCUCCCUCCCUUCCCAAAAAGAUGGAAUCUUGAAGGGUUUUCUAAAUAUACAUUUGGAAUUUCCAUAUCUGUGGGCAGAAACACCUCCCAGCCUGUGAUAUUUUCUUCCUAUUCUGUUAUCUCCACAAAGCUAGAAUGUGCUAGCCUUCUCCACUUCUCAAUGAGCUGUGCUACUGAGCUUAUUGAGAAGCAUUGGAAAACCUAGAAUGAUGUGGCUCCUUCACUGAGACUUCUCAAUGAGCUGUGCUUCUGAGCUUAGUGAGAAGCACUGGAAAACCUAGAAUGAUGUGGCUCCUUCACUGAGACUUCUCAAUGAACUGUGCUACUGAGCUUAUUGAGAAGCAUUGGAAAACCAAGAUCGAUGUGGCUCCUUCACUGAGACUUCUCAAUGAGCUGUGCUACUGAGCUUAUUCAGAAGCAUUGGAAAACCAAGAUCGAUGUGGCUCCUUCACUGAGACUUCUCAAUGAGCUGUGCUACUGAGCUUAUUGAGAAGCAUUGGAAAACCAAGAUCAAUGUGGCUCCUUCACUGAGACUUCUCAAUGAGCUGUGCUACUGAGCUUAUUGAGAAGCAUUGGAAAACCAAGAUCGAUGUGGCUCCUUCACUGAGACUUCUCAAUGAGCUGUGCUACUGAGCUUAUUGAGAAGCAUUGGAAAACCAAGAUCGAUGUGGCUGCUUCACUGAGACUUCACAAUGAGCUGUGCUUCUGAGCUUAGUGAGAAGCACUGGAAAACCUAGAAUGAUGUGGCUCCUUCACUGAGACUUCUCAAUGAGCUGUGUUACUGAGCUUAUUGAGAAACAUUGGAAAACCAAUAUCGAUGUGGCUCCUUCACUGAGACUUCACAAUGAGCUGUGCUUCUGAGCUUAGUGAGAAGCACUGGAAAACCUAGACUGACGUGGCUCCUUCACUGAGACUUCUCAAUGAGCUGUGCUACUGAGCUUAUUGAGAAGCAUUGGAAAACCAAGAUCGAUGUGGCUCCUUCACUGAGACUUCUCGAUGAGCUGUGCUACUGAACUUAUUUAGAAGCAGUGGAAAACCAAGAUCGAUGUGGCUCCUUCACCGAGACUUCUCAAUGAGCUGUGCUACUGAGCUUAUUGAGAAGCAUUGGAAAACCAAGAUUGAUGUGGCUCCUUCAGCGAGACUUCUCAAUAGUAUUUUACUCGGCACUGACUGUAUGUAGAGUGAUAGGGGAAGGCUUGCAAACACUACAGACAUCUUUGGAAGAUUUAUUUUCAUAUACUCCACAGAAAAAAUGCAGGAAAAAAAAUACAGGAGUAUUUUAUUUAGGAUAUUUCUACUAAAUAGUUAAAAAUUCAAUUGAUUGUUCCUUUGAAUAUGAAAUAAGAUAUAAACAGCAUGUUACGUGUCGUUUUCACAUAGUUUAUUUGAUGCCGUCUUAUUUUAAAAUUAUGUUUAUGGUUUGAUAGCUCGCCAAGACAUACGGAACUGUGUUCACUGUACAUUUGGGGACCACACCAGCUGUUGUCCUGUUUGGAUAUGAUACCAUCAAAGAGGCACUUAUAGACAAUGCAGAUGUGUUCAGUUACCGUGCAAAAUUUCCUGCUCUGGAACUUGUGUUCAAAAACAACGGUAAAAUUUUUUUUUCAAAAAAUCUAAAUUUGUUAACUCUCUUCUUCCAGGCAGCAAUCCGCACCUCUGCCUGUAAUGUGACCAGAUACUACCUGUGCAAAGACACUUGUGACUCUCAGGCCUAGCUCUUUUUUAACUCUGUUACUGGGAUCCCUGAAACACACAGGACAUACCGUUCCAAAAGGAACUAACACACUCAGCUUUAUUUUUAACUCAGGACUAGCCCAUAUGUACAUACCAUUAAACUUGCUGUGACAAUCUCAAUAUAAUGCAAAUAACAAAAUCAUAUCAGAAAACACACAGGAACAUAUAAUAACAUAAUAACAAGUUUUUUUUAUCAAAGAGUGGUGAAGACAUUUCACACAUUUCACACAAUUAACACAAAAUAUCUAUUCUGCCUGCAAAAUCCAUAAUAUGCAAAUAGCUAUUUCAGAAUUCCUACAACCAGAUGGUGCUGUACAGACUUCACAGCCAAAUACACCUAGUUGAUUGAGAGAAGCAGCAGGACAGGAGAGCACAUACAACAUUUAACACCAAACAAUCACUUUACACAAACACUGCAGCCAGAAUGGGCACAGAGUGAUGUAAACAUAGGAGUCAUCCAGGGACCUAAUUUAGGUUUCCAUCUAAUGCUCCCAGUGAUGGUGACUAAUGUUACAGAUAACUGAGCUAUAAAUUCAUGAUUCAUGCAAGACAUUAGCUGAAGGUAUUCAUUGCAGCUAUGUUUAUUCAUGUGACAUAAAACUGUAUUUAUUUAUGUAGGCAAGAGCUGUGUUUAGAUAUAUAUUAAUUGUCAGACUUUUUAUUAGUAGCAUUUGUCUGCGUAUAUUACUUGUUAUAACUGUAUCAUUUAAUGUAUCUGCACAGGAGUCUUACUCAGUAAUGGGGAAAAAUGGAAACAACUGCGACGUUUCUGUAUUAGUACUCUGAGGAAUUUUGGCAUGGGAAAGAAAAGCAUAGAGGAGAGGAUUCAGGAGGAAGCUCACUUUCUAGGAGAGGAAUUCAAGAAGCAAAAUGGUAAUGUCCAAGGGCCGGUGCAAGGAUUCUUGGCUACACUGGCAAAGAUGUAUUUUACCUCCUCCCUCCCCCCCCCCAAAAAAAAUAUGCAUCUUCACCCGUGUGUCCCUUAAUCCCCCUCUUGAAUUCUGUAUCCUCUUUUUUGUAUGUCUGUCUCCCCUCUAUGUCAUUUCUCCCAGCAACUUGUCUCUUUCUCCCCCCCUAGCCCAUCUGGGUGUCUACCCCAGCUCAUGUCUGUCUCUUUUACACCUUCCUCAGCCACUGUGUGUCUCAUUUACCCUUUUCCCAGCCCCCCUGUGUCUAUUUCUCCCCCCAGCUCUUUUUGUGUGUCUUUCUCCCCCUUCUCAGUCCCUCUGUCUAUCUCUUUCCCCCAUACAACAUAAGAGUAUUAUAUAUUAUACAUUUACCAUAUUUAUACAUUAAUUUAAUUUUAUACAAAAAUAUACAUUUAUGUUUCACUGCUCCUUAUGUUUUUCCCUUUAUUAGUUACUUUUGCUCCCUUGAUAUGUGAGCUAAAUUGCAGGAAAAAUAUUCCUAUCAGCGUACUGCAAAAAUAUAUAUUGAGAAACACGUCAGACAAAUCAAAAGAAUGCCAAAAUGGUCCAAUCCAUGUACUGCAUUAUAUUUAAUGCAGUUAUUCUUUUAGUUAUUUUUUUAGUUUAUCUGAUUUGUUUCUGAAUUCGGGAGGCCCACGUUUUUUUUUGUUUUUUGGGAAAAAAAUGGUUUAGCCCAACCAAAUUUUCUUGCUGUGCAGUUUAAUCUUGAGACCAACAAUAUAGCGGCUUAUUUCUCUAUAAUGAGAAAACUUGUUAAAUUCUCCCCUACAGAUACUAAUAUUACUGCACAUUCCUAGGUUCACCGUUUGACCCUUCGAAUCUCCUUAGUUUGGCAGUUGGCAACAUAAUCUGCUCGGUUGUGUUUGGGCAACGUUUUGAAUACGAAGAUCAGAAGUUUUUGAAACUCCUCAAAAUGAUGACAGAAAUCUUAGAAAUUCUGAACUCGCAAAUGGGGCAGGUAAAUUAUGAGAACGAAGAAUUGAAAAUGAUCAUGAAGAUUAAAGGACCACUAUAGUACCAGGAAAACAAACUAAUUUUCCUAGGACUAUAGGGUAUUUAGGUCCCCCCCACCCACAUGGCUGCCCCCAUCCCGGCAGGCUAAUGGGGGCUGAAGGGGUUAAACACUUACAUUUCACUAGCGCCGGGCUCCCUUGGCGCUGGGGAACUCUCCUCCCUUUCCCGAUGUCAGCUUUGAAUGCGCAUGCGCGGCAAUAGCCGCGCGUGCCUUCAAACAGUCCAUGGGAAAGCAUUUCUCAAUGCUUUCCUAUGGACGUCAGCAUCUUCUUACUGUGAUUUUCACAGUGAGAAGCACGAAAGCACCUUUAGCAGCUGUCAAUGAGACAGCCACUAGAGGCUAGAUUAACCCUAUUGUAAACAUAGCAGUUUCUUUGAAACUGCUAUGUUUACAGUUGCAGGGUUAACACUAGAUGGACCUGGCACCCAGACCACUUCAUUGAGCUGAAGUGGUCUGGGCGCCUUUAAUGGAUCAUAAACGGAAAUUAUGUGAAUAAUAUGACAAAUAUAGUUUUAGGUAAAAAUAUGUCCUCAUGUCAGCAGUCUCAGUCAGGGUUCUAGGUUUGGGCACAUAUCACAUCUUCAUGCUGAUGGCUAGUUAAUUAAAUUGCUUGUUUGACGUUUAUAGCAUUCAUAUACAGCAGGAGGCAAAAAAUUUAAAGAAUUGGAAAAUCAAAUGACCUGUUACAUUACAAUGUAUAACUUUCGUAUACUGUCCAUCAAUAUGGACACAAGGUCACGUUUAGACUGGAAGAAAGGCGAUUUAGUCUAAGGCAAAGGAAAUAUUUUUACAGUAAGAAGAAUAAGUAUGUGGACAUCUCUGACUGAAGAAGUGGUUUUAUCAGAGUCCAUACAAAUGUUUAAACAGCAACUGGAUGUAUACUUGCGAAAACAUAAUAUUUAAGGAUAUAAUUUAAACAUUGUGGGGUAAUAGCUUCUUGAUCCAAGAUUAAACCUGACUGCCAUUCUGGUGACAGAAAAAAAUAUUUUCCUAGUUUACGCCUUUUGGAUCAAAAGCAAAAAACAGAUGUGAAAAAGGCUUUUGUGACAUUUAAAUUGAAUGAUUUCAGCCGAUUCAAUGCUUUCCUAUAGGUAAGCAUUGGGAGGCUAUUGGGUAUGGGUCGCAAAAUGCUGCACUGCACCAAUCAGAUGGUCAAUUUGAGAUCUCUUUGAGAGAUGUCCUUUUAUCUUGAAGUUUAAUUAUCAGUCACUUGUAGCCUAUUUGUGUUCCAAUUUCAUGUUGAUUGUAAUGCAUUUACUCUUGUCCUCACAGCUACUCAACACCUUUCCCAAAUUGUUCUAUCGGAUCCCCGGGUCCCACCAGCAAAUGUUUAGAAUGUUUUCCAAGCUUCAUGAUUUCAUAAUGGAGAAAGUGAAGGAACAUCAGGAAACCCUGGAUGAAAACAACCUCAGGGAUUUUAUUGAUUGCUACUUGAUAAAGAUGGAGCAGGUAUGUCCCAGAGAAUGUUGACUGCUAAAGACAAACAUAUGUUUUACGACAAUGAAAAUAAUUAGAAAAAUGGAAAACAUUGAUCGAUACUUGCUUCAAGAUUUAUUGCAUAGUUGUAAAAAAUUCCAAAAGUCCAGCUUCUGCCCCCACCAUCACUUGUAAGAGAAUGCUACCAACUUUGGGAUACUUUGCAACUAGUUCACUUCUUUUUAGCAGCCAGCUGCCACUAAUUACAGUGGCUGUCACUACAGUUAUUUAUUUAUAAAAUAUUUUACCAGGAAAGAUACAUUGAGAUUUCUCAUUUUCAAGUAUGCCCUGGGUCCACAAAACAUCACAUUGUUACAAUAGGGUACAAUAAAAUACACAAACAAUAUUAAUACACAAUAAAUACAAAAUUUAACAUAGAACAGGUAGGAAAUAUAUAAUCAACCAUGACACGUGCAUUCUGUUUUGAGGAAUGUAGAGAGGGAUCUCUUAAAGGACUUUAGGCUUGGGGAAGAUUUUAAAGUGUGCGGGAGGUUGUUCCACAAUUGCUGUACUCUGUAAGAAAAGGAGGAUCGGGCUGAUUCUUUUUGUAUUGAGGUAGUCUAAAUAAAGUGCUGGUACUGGAUCGGAGCUUAUAGGAAGUGGGAGCAGCCGAGGAAAGCAUUGUGUUCAGGUAGGGUGGGAGUUUCCCAGAAAAGCUCUUAAACACAAGGCUGGAAAGAUGAAGGGUGCGUCUCGAUUCCAGCAACAACCAGUUUAGUUCUUUCAGCAUUUCACAAUGGUGGGUCCUGUAAUUACAUUGUAGCACAAAUCGGCAGAACGAGUUAUACAAUGUAUUCAGUUUAUUAAUGUGGGAUUGAGAUGCAGAUGCAUAUACUACAUCCCCAUAAUCAAUGAUUGGCAUAAGCAUUAGGGGGUUAAUCACUGCCACUGAUGAAAAUCAGUCAUAAGUAACUUAACACCAGUCUCUAGUCUGUUAUAAAUAAGUUAAUGAUAGUGAAACCCCUAUGCAUUCUAUUGAAACAAAAAAUCUGGUUACAACUUUGUCUUUAAAGGGACACUCCAGUCCACUUUACAAAAAGUGCAGAUUUCCAUAUAAAUUGGCAUUUUUACAAAUUAACCUUGUUACACUCCCUAGCUGUCAAUCACACAUCCGGUUCUAUUACUUCCUGGUUUGGUUAGCUCAGUGGAGUUAAACUCAAGAGGCAGCAAUUGCCCAGAGCACCUGCCUUACAAAGUCUUCUCAUUGAGCUGCAUUGGGAAGCCUGUGAUUGGACAGCCACAGAAAGUGUGAGCUGGAGGAGAAAGUGAGGGCUUUGAAAGGCUGCAGACAAGAGACCUGCACUUUUGCAAGCUGAUUUUAGAUAUAACUUCAAUGAAAAGAAUGUACAUUGAAAUGCACGCAUAUUUGUAUUAAGGGUAUAUCUACUAAACAAUGAUUUAAUUAUUUAUUUUUUUGGCCAGUGGAGUUCAAUUUGUAGCCCCUGCAAUCUACUGGUUGUUGUUUAUAGCUGCAAGUUAUGGCAGCUAUUUAUUAACAAGUGUCUCAAUUUAAUAAAUUAUUUAUCUGCAAAAGUCACCAUUAAAGUCUUUUCGAAUUUUUGUCGAUAAAAUCGCUUGAGAAUUCAUCUAAGAUUAUUUUAAGACGCUUGGAAUCCUUAUUAAAUCGAGGACAAAGUUGGAAAGUAGCACUUUGACAGUUGCAUAUAGAGCCACCAAACACUAGCUGGAGAUUUGGACUGGAUUGUGCCACAUUUGAGUUGAGUUCUUGUGAAAAUGUGUGAUGCAAUACAUGCUGUGUUUGGUAAGCAAAGAAAAGAGAUUUAACCUAUUUCAUAAUCUUAUUUACAGGAAAAGGACAAUCCUAACACUGAAUUCAACCAUGAAAAUUUGUUUGCCACCAUUUCAAAUUUGUUCUUUGGUGGAACAGAAACCACAACAAUGACUCUCAGACAUGGUUUGCGUAUAUUUCUGAAGUACCCAGACAUUUCAAGUAAGUCGUCACUUCUAGAAUGCUCACCCAGUAUAGAUAAAGCCACAUUUACAGAUUUAGUUUGUCCUCUAAAUAAAUUCACACUUAUCUUUCGCUUCAAUGAAUUACUAAUAUUCACCCAACCAACAAACGCAUUUCUCUGCCUUGACUUAAUUUAGCUUCUCUGCGUAAAGUAGAAAAAUUGUAAAUGUAUUUUUCUGGGCAUCCCUGGAAUCUGUAUGGCUCUGUUACAUUAUAACACCCAUUAUAAAAGCUGAGGGAAAGAGGGAUAGCUUUGGGCACACGGAGGGACGUAGGGCCACAAAUAGUCAUGUUUCCAUUCUGAUGACAUCUUUUCAGUCUGAAAUUCCAAAAGCAAGAUUCUUAUAAACAGCCACAGAAUGGAUACUAAACCUUUUAUAUUUCCCUACCCACUGCAUGUGACAAAUAUGGCAUUCAAGUUUUUACAACAAUAUUUACACAACAGUCUGAAUUACUACAAGAAAAGCAAUGCUGCUUAAUGACUUGAAUUUUAUAUCCCAAAUAAUAACAAUACAAAUAAUAAAAAUAUUUCCUAAUAAAAUUCUAAUUUGCAUAAUUUCCCUAUAUUUCACUAUAUGUAUAUGCCAUCUAUGCAAUCCAUCUUUAACUCCUUAAGGACCAAACUUCUGGAAUAAAAGGGAAUCAUGACAUGUCACACAUGUCAUGUGUCCUUAAGGGGUUAAACUAAAUGUAAUGUUUGUUUUAGUAAAGUAGAAAAUAAAAUAUCUUUAUUGAUUUCCCAAUAAACAUUUGAGUUCGCCUCCUAGAUUAAUCAUCUUGAUCUUUCAUGUAAUUACAUAGAAAGUCACUUUAUCCACCUCUCUUUGUCAAGUAGUAUUUCAUAUUUUGCAGGGAAAAUCCAGGAAGAGAUUGACCUGGUGGUCGGCUUGAGCCGAAGUCCUUCUGUUGAAGACCGUAUCAAGAUGCCCUACACAGAUGCUGUAUUCCAUGAGAUACAGAGAUUUGCUGAUAUAGCUCCCCUAAACCUUCCACACACUGUCAACCGAACUACCACAUUCCGAGGUCACAGUAUCCCACAGGUUGGUGAUAUGAUAUGGCAUAUUAUGAUAAUCUGUCUGGUAUAAGAGGGUUGACUGUUAUAUUGUCUAAAAUGGGUAUUCUAUAAAAAUGACCUUCUUUAUUUUAGCAGUAUUUGAGUAGAGAACUUAAAGGGACAGUUUAAAUCUAAAUUAAGUUGUUUUGGUGCCCGGAGACCCCUGGAUGCACUCUUACCUUACGGGGUUAAGCUGUUGAAUGGUUUCACCCCAAAGUUAGCCUCUAUCACCAAUCAUCUGGCUUCUAAAUCUCAGUUUCCGGAAGAAUGGAGCGCCGCUGGGUAAGGGAGCUGCUGAUUGGCUGAGAGGGGUCAGCGGAUUCUUUCAGCCAAUCAGUGGCUCUCCGUUCAUACAUUGACACUCAUUCAUGUGACUGGUUCAGCCGAAUAGCGUCCAUAAAAAAAUAUUCUUGGAAACAUUCAAACUGAAAAGGGUAUAAAAAUGGGCCUAUUAGUGUACAUCUAAAUAUAUGCAGAAUGUAAAUAUAUAAUAUAUAUAAAUAUAGAAUUUUUUUUUAUGCUUUUCUUCCUUUUUUCCCUUUAUUGGUCACAUUCUCACUCGAUUCGUAAAUAAAAUCAAUAUUCUCUGGCUGUCCUCUAGCCAUCAAUCAUCUUCCCCCCCCCCAUAAUUUAUCUCUUUUUGUGCUGUGAGAUAACAGAUUGUUAUCCAGGGACAGACUCACAGAAUAUAAACUGUCAAUCAGUUGGUUAAAUAAAGAGGAUUUGGUUUAACUCCGUCUCUUCCUGAAUAUAGUUUAAUACAGAGUUAUCUUGAAAAAAACAACACAAACACUAACCAUGUCAUGUUUUCUCGAUCUGAUUUUAGGGUACCAUGGUUUUUCCUAUGCUUUCCUCUGCUUUAAAAGAUCCCAAAUAUUUUAGGAACCCAGAAAAGUUUGACCCAGGUCAUUUCCUUGAUGAUAACGGUUGUUUCAAAAAGAGUGAAGCCUUCAUCCCAUUCUCUGCAGGUAACAUUAAAAGGGAAUCUUUAAGCACCAUAACCACGUCAAUGUAAUAACAUGGAAUACUGGUUUUAUUUAUAUUACUGACAUUCCAUGGCCAGAUCUUUAUUGUGAUACCUGCAGUUACUAUGCAGCUGAAGUGGAAGCUUGUGAACAGUGGCUGUCCUGUGUUGAGUAAUGUCUCAUUGUAUUAAUGUUAUUCUAUAUAUUUUUCAAUUCAUUAUUUCUUUCUUACUUCCUUUACUCAGGCAAGAGGAUCUGCCCUGGUGAAGGUCUGGCAAAGAUGGAGAUCUUUCUGAUCAUAUCUUCCAUAUUGCAGAAAUUCAACCUAAAAUGUAAUAUGGACCCUUCAAAUAUUGACAUCAGUCCUCAACCGGGUAGUAAUGGCGCGAUCUGCCGCCCAUAUCAGCUGACCUUCAUGUCUCGCUAACAGAGCCUCCAACAAUGACCUCAUAAUUCUUAUCCAUCAUUUUCUAAUUUUACAAAUAAAUGUUCUUUAUUCAAUGGUCCUUAGACAAAAUGCUUAAUCAUAUGUGAUAUUAAUCUAUCCAGCCGAUAAAUAUAUGUAUAUCCAUUUUGAAUAAUGUAGUUUGGUGCUGGAUAACCAUAUAUAUAUCAUUAUUCCAUGGUGUGUGUAAAUAUAAAAAAAAUUGGGGCAUUCCCAAUUCUUGGAUCCCCUACCAGAGGUCUGUGAGUCUAAGGGAUCUUAAACCAACAUUCCAUGUGCCAUAACAUCAUAGCUGUUUCUAGAACUCCAAUCUUCUGGACAGCAAUCUCAGAUAUCCCACUUGGACUUGCUGAAGCCACUCUCCCAAAUUGUGGGUUACUAUCCUAAAUCUUCCUAUCACAACUGGGACUAUUACAGCCUUCACUUUCCACAUCCAUUCUAGCUCGGCUUUCAGCCUCUGGUAUGUGUCCACUUUUUCAUGUUUCAUCAUCUUGGAGUUACGGUAACUAGGUACUCUCAGAUCCAUCACCACUAAAGUCGUCUGUUUUUUUGUCUACCACCAUGAUUUCGGGUUGGUUGGCCAGUAUGUGUUUGUCUGUUUGGAUCCGAAAGUCCUACAGGGUCUUAAAUUCUUUUUUUAAGUGCCCUUUGUGGUUCCUCCCAUCUGAACCUAGGCAAGUCCAGCCCAUAUUCUGUGCAGAUAUAUUGGUACACAAUCCUAACAACUUGAUGUGCCUAUAUAUAUAUAUAUAUAUAUACAUACACAUAUGAAACUAAGAGGGCUGCACUCCCUUAACAUACAGACAUUAUAAGGUGCUGCUGCUAGAAUAAGACCUUUCUAAAAUAGGGUACAUUGGCGUUGUAGCAGGUUUAUGCAAUAUUAUUAUAUAUUGUAACUAAAUCUUCAUUACUUUGCCUAAGUCAGUUAUUUUUUAAAACUAUAACAUUUUGUGUGAAGUUUUGUUUUGUUAAUGAUCUACCAUGGGAAAUAUACCCCCGUCACAAAUUACAUCAAUUAGCGUAACAGACGGUGUGGAAGGACACAGGUAGAAUAAUUUGGAGAACAUGCUGAGACGUGGCAAUGAAUCAGCAUGGAAACAUCUAACUAUAAAACUGCCCAGGUAGCAAGGAUAUCAUUAUAAAGCAUGGCUUACUUAUCAGCUGAUAUUAGAUAUGAAGUUACAUUGUAAUUCAAACAUUUAGUGCGGUUUCCAUCCAUGUAAACUAUUCUCCACCCAUGGGGGACGACGGGCUGUACAGAAUAAAGACAAGGACGCAUUGAUUACUGGCUCUCUUUUAAGUUGUAUGAGAAAAGAAGCCCACGGUUUCUUCUUUCUACUCUACCAAUCAUUAAAAUGUAAUUCAAUACAGCAAACAGUGAAACCACAGAGUUUAAAAUAUCUUCGGAGAAGUUUGAUCAUCAGUUAGUUGUGCUAUCUUUUGUGGCAAAGAAGAGAGCAGUCUUAACUAUAUUGUGGAACGCUGAGGACCUCCAGUGGUCAUGUAGGUAAACCUAUGCUUAUGAAAGUUAAUUGUAACACAAAUUAAAACUGUUUGCUAGAG